Molecule: messenger RNA, 2154 nt
Organism: Chiloscyllium plagiosum (whitespotted bambooshark)
Lineage: Eukaryota; Metazoa; Chordata; Chondrichthyes; Orectolobiformes; Hemiscylliidae
Source: RefSeq, a predicted model, not a curated record
GAAAGUGCCAGGCCGACUGGUAAAACUGACAUAACAAGCGACAUUUUAUUAUCAUUCAUUUACGGGAGUUACUGCUGCGAAUCGCCAGGAAUGUCCGCCAUUUGGCUACAGAUUGGGCAAUGUGGCAAUCAAGUCGGACAGGAAUGGUGGAAGCUGGUUACCAAUGAAAAGGCUCCAAAUUCUACCUUGGACAGGUAUCAUGCAAUCAAAAUAAAGAGCAACGAUGGGUAUCCAUUCUACGCACCUGAUGGGAAGCUGAGUGCCUUGUGUGUGGACAGUGAGCCCAAAGUAGUGAGAAGUUUGCUCCGUGAAGUAAAGAGUGGGUCAUUCAGAGAUUCAAACAUUUCCCUUGGUCUGAGAGGAAGAGGCAACAACUGGGCUCUUGGGUAUCAUGGGCUGCAGAGAGAGGAUGACAAUAGUUUGCUCCAUCGCACUUUGGACAGCUUCCGGAAAGAGGUGGAGCGACGUGAUGCCUACAGUGGGGUCGUACUGUUACACAGUCUGACUGGUGGCACAGGAUCUGGAUUGGGUGCACACUUGUGUGAAUCAAUCCGGGAGGAGUUUCCAAUGGGUUACAUUCUCUCUGUGACGGUCGCUCCACACCAGGUGGGGGAAAGUCCACUCCAACAUUACAACUCCCUGCUCUGCCUUUCUUGGCUUCAGAGGUAUGCUGAUGGGGUACUCCUGUUUCACAAUGAUGAUGUGUUGCGCAGAAUGCAGGUCUUGAGUGGAAAGAAGAUCAACCAUGCCCCAGCUCUACAGCCGCAAAUUUCCUUGUCGGACAUGAACACACACAUUGCUUCCUGUCUGGCUGGAUUGAUGUACCCAGUAAGCAACCUCCGAACCCAAAGUGCUGUCAGUAUUGGUCUGGAGCCUUGGGAGCUGUUGAGAACUGUCUGUCCUGUGCCAACUACCAAGUUCCUAUAUACAAGCCAGGUGAACCGGAGGGGAACUGCAUCCUGGGAUAGUAUGCUGUCCUCCAUUGUGCGUACUCUUCCACGUCAUUCACCCACUGGGGAUGUUUAUCAGAGCACAGCAGUUCUAGCUGUGGCACGUGGAAACAGAGCUGAGACAUUUAAUUGCUCACUACAACCCGUCAUGAUGAAAAUGAAACAAGGAUAUGGAUGUGUUUCAUGGAACUCUCAUCCCUUGGACUCUUGGACAGAUCCUUGCAAUAUUGUUGACCUGAUGUCGUCCAGCCAUUCUCUGACCAUUUGUGCCAACCACAGCAGUGUGUCAGAUUAUAUUCAGCGUGUCCUAGAGAAGGCCCAGACUAUGUACGAUGCCCAUGCCUACCUCCAUUGGUACUGGAAACACGGUUGUGAAGAGGAAGACUUCAUGCAGGCCUUUGAGAUCCUGGACUCAGUGGUGAAGGAAUACAUUGCUGCAGGAGAUCAUUGACCAUCCAUCUCACAAACGUACAUGUGUUAUUGUUAAGUGUUGGUAAGAGGAGAAGUGAUGGCUUUCCUCCUCCAGGACUAUUUUCCAGCUCGGUCUCCUGGUUUGAAAUAUGGUUGGGCAGUCAGAGUCAGAUUUUCAUGUGAGCAAUGGAAAAAUGUCAUACUUGUUCAUUCUGAAAUUGUGGGUAAGGCAGUGUUUGGAAUGGGAGUUUUACUCUGUAUCCAACUAAGCUGUAUCUGACUAUGGUCUUCUGGGACUAUGUCGACUCUAUCUUCCCUGACCUUGGAACGCUGUAUGUUUUCAGCACAACAUUCAACUCAGACCUAUCUUUCAAUAUUGAACAUGCUAACUAAUUGCAGUUGCAUCAGUGGUUUUGUCUUAUGUGCAGAGGUCCCAGGUUUAUUGUUUGGUCUGUAGUGGUACUGAGAGUAUCCCACAGUGAUUGGGUACUUGUGGAAUGGGAAAUUCAAUUCACAAAUAGUACUCAUGCAUGUGAUCAUUGUCCAGAGAUCAGCUAACUCAAUAGAGGCUGCUGAAUGAAUCCUGAACCAUAUACAAAGAUUGAAUUACUGAAUACAGGCAGAAAGUUGCCUUUAAGUAUACACUAGCUAGUACAUUUAUUUACUUGGUAUCCAGGGCUGACUCCAUGUCUGAGAACUACAUGUGAGAACAAACCCAAUUUAAAACUAAACAUGCUUGCAGGUAGUAAAACACAAUAUGAGAUUUUGAUUGAUUUAUUUAACUUUGUACAAA